Meriones unguiculatus (Mongolian gerbil) is the source of this 1507-nucleotide messenger RNA. RefSeq names its product hemoglobin subunit theta 1 (gene Hbq1). Gene Ontology annotation, biological process: oxygen transport; hydrogen peroxide catabolic process. The record is from RefSeq and is a predicted model, not a curated record. Gene Ontology annotation, molecular function: peroxidase activity; oxygen binding; organic acid binding. Bases 48 to 476 code for a protein of 142 amino acids. Gene Ontology annotation, cellular component: hemoglobin complex; haptoglobin-hemoglobin complex; blood microparticle. NCBI's taxonomy places the organism in Eukaryota, Metazoa, Chordata, Mammalia, Rodentia, Muridae. The transcript has 3 exons.
AUCUUUGAUAACAACCAGGGCGCAGUGCAAGGUCACUGUCGGUGAGGAUGGCUCUGUCCCAGGCCGACCGAGCGCUGGUCCUCGCGCUAUGGAAGAAGAUGAGCAGCAACGUCGGAAUCUACGUGACCGAGGCCCUGGAGAGGACCUUCGCGGCAUUCCCCUCCACCAAAACCUACUUCCCACACUUGGACCUGAGGCCAGGCUCUAGCCAGCUUAAAGCCCAUGCCCAAAAGGUGGCCGAGGCACUGACUCUCGCUGCCCACCACCUGGAUGACGUGCCCGCUUCUCUGUCUGCUCUCAGCGAUCUGCACGCGCACAAGAUCCGCGUGGACCCCGUCAACUUUGAGUUCUUCAGCCACUGUCUGCUGGUGACUCUGGUCCGGCACUAUCCUGGAGACUUCAGCCCGCAGAUGCACGCCUCCCUGGACAAGUUUCUGAGCCACGUGACUUCGACACUGGUCUCCAAGUAUCGCUGACCUGAGGGACCUGAGGGUGCAUGACAGCGGUGUGGUCUCCAGCCACGCCCUUCCUCAACCUCGCAAAAUCUGAGCAAACCUCCCCAGGGGCUACAUCGCUGUCUUGUCUACAGAGGGACACAGGAGAAAUGUACACCCCGCUCCUGGUAUCCCAAAGUAAUGUUACAAGAGGCUGGAAUUACAGCUAAGCUGGCGUCAGAGACCUCAAAGGAAAGUCGGCAGUUCCUUGUUUUGUUGUUUUGUUUUUGUCUUUGGGAUAGGUUUCAUGGUCUCUCAUGUAUCCCAGGCUGGUCUCCCAAAUCCAUAAUACGGACUAGGUUGGUCUUGAACUGCUGAGCCUUCUGUUUCAAGCCCCAUCUCCAACCCACCCAUUCCCCACUCUCCAACCACCAGUAAAUGGAUUACAAGGCAUGCCCCAUCACGCGUGGCUCCACAGAGGCUCUUUUUAUUUUAAUCUAACCUUUUGUUUGUUUUCUGUGUUGGUGAUGGGAGAAAGGCCUCCCGCACAGCGUGCUCUAAGCGGCCUGGGGAAGACACGGGCACGCUGCGAAUGAAUUCAGCCUUUAGAUUAGAAUAGGAGGAAAGGUGCUGUAGAAUGCACUGCAAAGGACAGUGGGCUGGGCAGUGACAAGAGUGUCACCUGCAGCUUAGGGCCAGCUAUAGCACCUUCACAUGGCCCUAAGCGUCAGAGGAGGCUGGCUCACGCGCCGUCUCCACUGCGGAGGUCUAUGACACAAAUGCAAGUCUGCAGCCUUAGUCACACCAGAGAACGGUGACAGGUACAGAGGUCACAGGUCAGCCUAAGUGACAAUACUCCAAACAAUGGCUCGUUCCCCAGCCAUCACCCUCCCCUGGGCUUUUGGUUGGGCCUUUCUCUCACCUCUGCUCAGAUUCACGGCAUAAAGAAAGCAUGUCUGGGGGUGUAUUGGUGCUAGAGCCCUUCUCUGUUUCCUGGCUUCCUUUCCUCCCCAGCAAUGCAACAACCAAACCAAAUAAAAACACGACAGCACAGCAAACCUGGGCUGUUCGGA